GCCACAUUGCCUCGCCCUCCUGCAGUAAGAGUUUUUCUUCUGGAUUAUAUGACAAUCUCUCAGUCCAUAUCCAGCUCCAGACAGCUUCAUCAUCAUGUUGUUCAGUCAGUGGGCUCUUCUCUUGACCGUGUGGAUGCUUCGGCCACAGCAGGUUUCUUCUUUUAACCUGGACACGCAGAACGUGAUGAAGAAGAGUGGGGAAGCUGACACUUUGUUUGGGUUUUCUAUGGCCAUGCAUCAUCAGCUCAAACCUUCAGAGGAGCGCGUAUUGCUGAUAGGAGCCCCUCGUGCUAAAGCAUUGCCCAAUCAAAAUGCCAAUAUAUCUGGAGGUCUGUACAGAUGUAAAUUCACACAAUCUAAUGAUUGUGAACGCAUUAAAGUUGAUAUAAAAGAACGUUCCAAGCACAAUCCUGGAAAAGACUUUAGAGAAAAACAAUGGCUGGGCGUCCGUGUCCGAAGUCAGGGACGAGGAGGCAAAGUAGUGACUUGUGCCCACAGGUACCAGGAUUGGAGUUUUGACAACCAGCGUUUAUUGGGCAGAUGUUUUGUCCUGGAACAGGACCUUACCUUGGUGAAGGAUGGAGAGUCCACAAGAACAAUUUGUAAGAAUCGGGAACCAGAUAAGCACAAUUUUGGCUACUGUCAACAAGGUGUCUCCGUAGCAUUUUCCAAAGACAACAGAUAUCUUGUUUAUGGAGCUCCAGGAGCAUAUGACUGGAAAGGCAUUGUGCACAUGGAGCCUGUUGAUAACUUCUUUAUAGAGACCUUUGAAACGGGAGAUCAUAAUCAGCGUCAACACAAGCUUAUUCCUGUGGACAUCAGCAGCUUUUUAGGCUUUGUUGUCGAUACUGGGAUGAACCUAAUGAAGAAAGGAGAGCUGAAUGUCGUUGCUGGGGCUCCGCGCUCAAACCACAGUGGGGAGGUUUUGCUGCUGAGAAUGGAAGAAAAGGCAGAAAUAAGGAACUUGAAAGCUGAGUACAUCCUUCAAGGCCCAGGUUUGGCCUCCUCCUUUGGAUAUGACCUCACUAUUCUUGACAUAAACUCAGAUGGGUGGGAUGAUCUUGUUGUGGGUGCACCUGAAUUUUCCAAUAAAAACAUGGAUGAAGAUGUAGGAGGGGCUGUGUACGUUUAUAUCAACCAAGCCAAAGGGCAACGCUGGAACCAAAUCAAACCAGUGUGUCUGUACGGGAAAAGGGACUCCAUGUUUGGACUAGCAGUGGCACAUAUUGGGGAUAUCGAUCAAGAUGGAUACCAAGAUUUUGCAGUGAGUGCUCCUAAUGAGGAUACAGGGAGGGGUCGAGUGUACAUAUAUCAUGGUUCAGCUGCAGGGUUUCAUAAAAAACCAGAGGUUUUAGAUUCUGGACACCCUGGUAUCAAAUCAUUUGGCUAUUCAUUGGCUGGAAACAUGGAUAUAGAUGAUAAUGGCUAUCCAGACCUUGCUGUGGGUUCACUUUCAGAUACUGUGCAAGUUUAUAGGUCUAAACCAGUGGUAAACAUAGAAAAGACCUUAACAUUAACACCCAAUGCUAUUGAUUUCAAGGCUCAGGACUGCAAGAGAUAUUCAUGCUAUAUUACAGCUCAGUCCUGCUUCACUUACACUGUCCAGACACCUACAUACAAUCACAAACUGAGGAUCAAGUACACACUAAUGGCUGAUACAGUGCGGAUAGAGAGGGGUCUACCUUCACGAGUGGUCUUUGUGAAUUCUGAGGCUGCACAGGGAGACCAGGAACUGUCUGUCCAGGGCAAACAAGAGUGUAUUCAGACCAAGCUCAGGCUGCUGGGAGAUAUCCAGGACAAGCUGACCAUCAUUUCCAUCAGCCUGUCUGUUUCUUUGCAGUCCAACAAUCUAAAACAGACAUUCAGAAACCUCCCUGGCUUAGAGCCAGUUUUGAACACUCUGCAAGAAAAUGCAACCAAAGCAGAAGUCACCUUUAUAAAUGCCGGCUGUGGAAGUGACAACAUCUGUCAAAGUAACCUGCAGCUCCAGUAUAGCUUUUGCACCAAAGACCAACAAGGAGACAAAUGUGACCCUCUAGCCAUGGAAAAUGAUAUUCCGGUCAUUUCUCCUGGUGAUGAGAACAUUGCCCUGGAGGUCACUGUAACCAACAUAGGUGGAGAUGAUGCACACCAGAGUCAACUUUCUGUGACGUUUCCAGAAUUUCUGCGCCUAUCAUCAGUCGAACUGAAGAAGAGUAGUGAAACUCAGGUGCAGUGUAACCCCAAUGAAAAUAAAACACAGGCCAACUGCCAACUUGGAAAUCCCUUUAAAAGAGACUCAGAGGUUUCAUUCUUCCUGAUACUUAGCACAGAAAGGCUUUCCUUGAGCAUAAAAAGCACUAAUGUGACUAUGUCCCUUAAAACGAUCAGCAUUCAAGAUAUUCCAGUAGUCGUUGCAGAAGCAAAAAUUGUUUUUAAAAUGCAUCUGAAAAUCGCUGGUCUUGCUAAACCUUCCCAAUUAUUCUUUGGAGGAAAAGUAAAAGAUGAGAAAGCAAUGAAAUCAGAAGAUGAUAUUGGCUCUUUGGUCCAAUAUGAAUUCAGGAUCAUUAACCUUGGUCGGCCUCUGAAGUCCUUUGGUUCUGUUGUGCUGAACAUUCAGUGGCCAAAAGCAACCAAGGAGGGAAAACGGCUCCUGUACCUUGUGCAGAUCAAGGAUCAAGGAACAAAUAUUAUUCACUGCACACCAUCAGAGGCCAUCAACCCACUCCGAUUUAUCAAGGCGUCAUCCAGAAGGCGGCGUGAAGUAGAGCGUGAACCAGGCCUGGAGGCUCUUGUUUCCACUACGGAUUUUUUCCCCUUUUUGGGCAACAAAAGAAAGUAUAAAACCCUGACAUGUGCUGAUGACUUGAGAUGUGUGGAUAUAAAGUGCCCUCUUGAGGCAGUGAACAGCACUACAGCCGUUGUUCUUCAUGCACGCUUAUGGAACAAUACUUUUCUUGAGGAGUAUAGUUCAUUGAACUACUUGGAUAUUGUACUGGAUGCAUUUUUGACUCUUAAUGGGACUCAGGAGAAUAUUGGGAUGCAGCAAUCUGAUGCUAAGGUUAAGCUAACUGUUUUUCGUGAAAGAAAGCCUGCUUUGCUCAGUCGAGUCCCAUGGUGGGUCAUUCUUUUCAGCAUAAUGACUGCACUGCUGUUAAUGGCUCUGCUCUUUUACCUAUUAUGGAAGUUUGAAUGCUUGAAUUGUGGAAUGUGUGCCAAAGGAAAGAAAGUAUAAUAAGAAUCGGGACAGCAACAUAUGACAACCAAACAGAGCUGUGUCUCCUCAGGAAAAUGGACAAAACUGUUUUCCGAUUUUGUGGAGAUUUUAA
Molecule: messenger RNA, 3308 nt
Organism: Cyprinus carpio (common carp)
Lineage: Eukaryota; Metazoa; Chordata; Actinopteri; Cypriniformes; Cyprinidae
Product: integrin alpha-6-like
Exons: 25
Coding region: 95-3214 (1039 amino acids)
Biological process (GO): cell-cell adhesion; cell-matrix adhesion; leukocyte migration
Cellular component (GO): integrin complex; external side of plasma membrane
Molecular function (GO): integrin binding
Source: RefSeq, a predicted model, not a curated record